AUGCCAGAAAAUAGUCAAGUUCGCCGUUGGUAUCACUGGUACUCACCAUCGGAUGGACCCGAGGAGAGGAAGCUGAUUGCAAAACUUGAUCUACUGAUUAUUCCCUAUGCGUUCAUUUUAUACUGGGUCAAGUACAUUGAUCAGUCCAACAUUAACAAUGCCUACGUCUCUGGAAUGUCGGAUGAGCUGAACUUUGAGGGCAAUGAGCUUGUUCAGUUCCAGACCAUCUUUGUUGUUGGAAAUGUCGUCGGACUACUUCCUUUUAUUUAUCUUUUCCCUCGAGUUCCUAUGCAUAUUCUUGUCCCGACAUUAGACCUGGGUUGGGGAAUUUUCACGCUGCUCCAGUACCGUGCUCAGAGUUAUGGAGAAAUCAUGGCCUACCGUUUCCUUGUUUCGCUAUUCGAGGCAAGCUAUUUCCCCGGAGUUCACUUUGUUCUUGGAAGCUGGUACAGAGGUGAUGAGAUUGGUCGCCGUGGAGGUAUAUUUUAUGUCGGUCUCACUCUUGGCACCUUGACCGCAGGCCUUCUCCAGUCGGCAGCCACAACUUACCUCGAUGGCGUACAUGGACUAGCGGGAUGGAGAUGGCUGUUCAUCAUCAAUGCCAUCAUUACUCUACCUCUCGCCUUGAUCGGCUACUUUAUCUGGCCCGGCACACCUGCCAAACCGAAUCGAUUAGUUUUCAAAGAGCCGGAGCUGGAACUGGCGCGCUCCAGGCUGUCAAAGACUGGCACAAAGGUUCAGAGCACUCCAUUUUCUCUGGCCUUGUUGAAGCGAAUCUUUACCAAUUGGCGCUUCUAUGUCAUUGUGUUAUGGGACAUUUUCUUCUUCAAUUCGGGCGCGAACACGGCCGCAUUCCUGCUCUGGAUCAAGAGUCUGCACCGCUUCGACACGGCCACACUGAAUCAACUGGGCACAAUCAGUCCAGCGCUGGGCAUCUUUUUUGUCCUCUUUAUCAACUUUAGCGCCGAUCUGUGGAUUGGGCGAGCCGCGGCCAUUACCCUUGCGUCCGCCGUUAACUUUACCGGCCUCGUGAUUCUCGCCGUUUGGAACGUGCCCGAGUCGGCUAAGUGGUUUGCCUUUAGUGUUGGCUACUCCUCCGUGGCCGUGUCUUCGGUCCUCUACGGCUGGGCGAAUGUGAUUCUAAAGGACAAUAUCGAAGAACGGUCUCUCACUUUGAUAUUAAUGACAGCCAUUGCGACCUCGACGAAUGCCUGGAUCCCACUUUUUGUGUAUCCAACGGUCGAGGCACCCAGAUAUCCCAAGGGUUACGUGUACUCGGCGUGCAUGGUGGUCUGUCUGGUUAUUAUGACGCAGAUCGUCCGCAUACUGUUCAAGGACGGGGACAAGAACAAGGAUGAAGAAUAUUCCAAUGUAGAACAGGUGCAAGUGGAGGUGGAUGCGAGACUUGAGACUGCCAAAAGAGUUGAUGAGGGAGUGGUAGCUCUUUAA
Messenger RNA from Pestalotiopsis fici W106-1, 1449 nucleotides. RefSeq lists its product as uncharacterized. Gene Ontology annotation, cellular component: membrane. Gene Ontology annotation, molecular function: transmembrane transporter activity. Bases 1 to 1449 code for a protein of 482 amino acids. Lineage: Eukaryota; Fungi; Ascomycota; Sordariomycetes; Amphisphaeriales; Sporocadaceae. The record is from RefSeq and is a predicted model, not a curated record. Gene Ontology annotation, biological process: transmembrane transport. The transcript is spliced from 4 exons.